Molecule: messenger RNA, 1782 nt
Organism: Malus domestica (apple)
Lineage: Eukaryota; Viridiplantae; Streptophyta; Magnoliopsida; Rosales; Rosaceae
Product: probable WRKY transcription factor 27
Biological process (GO): regulation of DNA-templated transcription
Cellular component (GO): nucleus
Molecular function (GO): DNA-binding transcription factor activity; transcription cis-regulatory region binding
Source: RefSeq, a predicted model, not a curated record
GUGCGCCAUUUCCUCUCACUAGCUACAAUCUUACUUUGUCCAUGUCUGUGCUUGUAUCUGUGUCUGUGUCUCUCUUCCUCCAAGUCAGCGCCGUCCUUUGAACCUCUCCUUCCUUAUAGCUGCAACCAAAAACCACGACAAAACACCGCAGCCGCUGCCGUUCUGAAAAUGGCAGAUGAUUGGGAUCUUUACGCCGUUGUAAGGGGUUGCAAAUCAACCGCCCAAACCACUACAAAUACCACCGCCGCCGCCACCACCGCGAUCGUACCCACAACCCCUAUCCAUACACCGUCGGAUGAAUUCGCAGACGACCCUUUUUGGGAUUUGUUGAUCAGUUCCGACGAGUUAACCGAUCCGUUGUUCUCUUUUCCCGAUCUAGACGAUCCCAAAGACAAUGAUUUGCAAGAGCAGCAACAGUCCUUUUUCCCCAACCCCACCACCACCAACAACAACAAGAACAACAAUCCUAGCACUAACAACACCACCUUUGGACCUAAUAAUAUUAUUCCAAUUUCCCCCACUAUUUCUGACUUUGGAGGAUCUAGUGGUAGUGGCCAACAUCACCUCCAACAACAUCAACAGCAACAUCAUGCACAACUCCAACAACAGCUGCAGCAGCAGCAGAACCAGCAACAUCAUUUGAUGCCUGAUCAUUUCACCCGGGGAAUACCGGCUCCUGCUUUUCGAGGAAUCUAUGGCCAACAACAACAGCAAAUGAUGCAGCGGGGGUAUCAAAUUCUUCAACCCCGGCAGCCCCAAAAUCAGCAGGGAUUUAUGAGGCCCGGGUCCAUGAAUCCCGCUUAUCCUCUUCCUCGGCUACCAAUAACCAUGCCAUUGCACACCCCUCGCUCUCAAAGAAGAAGGAGAACCCAGCAAAAUAAAAAGGUGUGUGAAGUGAAAGCUGAGGAUCUCACGGCCGAUUUAUGGGCGUGGCGGAAGUACGGCCAAAAACCUAUCAAGGGUUCUCCACAUCCAAGGAACUAUUACCGAUGCAGCACCUCAAAAGGGUGUGCGGCGAGGAAGCAUGUGGAGCGGAGCACGACGGAUCCCAACAUCUUCACAGUCACAUACUCCGGCGACCACACUCACGCUCGCCCGACUCACCGGAACUCGCUUGCCGGUACCUCCAGGAACAAGCUGUCAGCUGCGUCUAAGUGUCAAAAGCAGCCAAUUAACAACGAUUCUGGUUCAGCAGCUGUUCCCAACCCCUCGUCUCCCACCACCGGACAACCCUUGACAGUCCAAGCUGAGGCUGUAGCCAAUAAGGACAAUUCUGACAAUUCACUUGACAAAGAAAAUGACGAAUUUAAUGAUGACGAUGAGGAGAUGGAUGAGACCGAGUACGGGGAUGAGGACGAGGAUGAUGAUGUUGUGAUCCCGGACAUGGACAUGUCGGAUGAGAUAUUCUUGGGGCAGAAGGAACUGGGUAGUACUAGUUCUAGCGGAAGUGGAAGUUCUUCUAUGGUGGGUGCUUCCGGUGAUAAUUUUUUGGAUAAUGUGCAAUCAAGUUUGGGGUCUUCUUGGACUGAUGCUAAUUGCUCCUCCGCUGCCGGAGCAACCGUUGGCAGUGGUUGCUAUUAGCCAACAAGUAGGGAGGAUGCAUAGGGUUUUUAUUUAACCUUUUAUUAUUGUGUUAGUUCUAUGAGAGAUAGAGAAAAAGAGAGACAGGGUUCUUAUAUUAUUAGAUUGUAUAGAAGAGACAGAGAAAAGAAUCUCUUCCUUCUUCCUCAUAGAGUUUCAGCUGUAUUUAUCUCUUCUUUUAAAUUGAAUAUGAAGGGUUUC